Molecule: messenger RNA, 1554 nt
Organism: Akanthomyces muscarius
Lineage: Eukaryota; Fungi; Ascomycota; Sordariomycetes; Hypocreales; Cordycipitaceae
Exons: 3
Coding region: 1-1554 (517 amino acids)
Biological process (GO): glutathione biosynthetic process
Cellular component (GO): cytosol
Molecular function (GO): glutathione binding; ATP binding; glutathione synthase activity
Source: RefSeq, a predicted model, not a curated record
AUGUCCGGCAUCACUGGAGCGGCAUACCCGCCGACGCUCUCGGCCACAGAGACGGAGCACCUCGUCAAAACCAUCAAGGACUGGUCAUCAGGCCACGGCCUUGUAGUCCGACCACCACCAACCGUUAUUGCGGCAGAGGCCGAUCCCAGGACCGUCGCUGCGGUUCCCGCGCCAGUUACGCUGUUCCCCAGUCCUUUUCCCAGACAAUGUUUCGCCCAGGCCCUUGGUGUCCAGACCACCUAUAACGAGCUCUACGCCGCUGUGAGCCGAAACGAAGAAUUCAUCGAGGACACGGUCAAGCAGGUCAUUGAAGGAGAUGAGUUUAUCAAAAACUUGUGGGCCAUUCACCAAAAGGUCAAGGCCGAAGGCUACACACAGUCACUGUCCUUGGGUAUAUUCCGUUCCGACUACAUGGUGCAUCAGGACACUACAGUGAGCUCGCCUACAUUCCAGGCCAAACAAGUUGAGUUCAACACGAUUGCCGCUUCGUUCGGCGGUCUCUCAUACUAUACAUCCCGUCUACACAAGUACCUCUCCACGAGAGAGUACCCUCUCUUGAGCAAUGCCAUUCCCACCGACAUGAUGGAGCUUCCUGGCAACGACAGCAUCCCCGGUCUGGCCGCCGGCAUCGAAACAGCCUUCCACGCAUACCCUGCCUCUGAGCUAGGCCACGCCAACUGCAUACUCUUCCUCGUCCAGGACGGCGAGCGCAACGUCUUUGACCAGCGCCACCUCGAGUACCGCCUGGCCGAGACCGUGCCCCAAGUGCCACUCUUCCGCCUCAACGUCUCCGCCAUCAAGACGCAGACGUCCCUCGCCGACACGCCCCGGCGCCAGCUCCUGUACCGCCCACCGCAGUGCCCCGGAAGGACGUACGAGGUGGCCGUCGUCUACCUGCGCGGCAUGUACGACCCCAGCGACUACCCGGACCAGGACGCGUGGGACGCGCGCUACCACAUCGAGCGGUCCUCGGCCAUCAAGUGCCCAACGGUGCUGACGCAGCUCGCCGGCACGAAAAAGGUCCAGCAAGUCCUAGCCACGCCGCAGCCAGCAUCGGAGCCGUCCGUCCUGGGCCGGUUCGUAAAGGCGGCGGCCGCCGAGCAGGUCGCCGAGCUGUCCAAGACGUUUACCAACAUAUACCCCAUGGACACGUCGCCCGCGGGCCUCGAGGCGCGCAAGAAGGCGCUCGACCCGACGCUGGCCGAGGCGUACGUGCUGAAGCCGCAGCGCGAGGGCGGCGGCAACAACAUCUACAGAGGCGCCAUCCCGGCGUACCUCAAGUCGAUACCCGAGGCGCACUGGAGCUCGUACAUUCUGAUGGAGCUCAUCACGCCGCCGCCCGUGUCGAACCUGAUCCUGCGCAACGGCAGCGUGGAGCAGGGUGGCGUCAUCUGCGAGCUGGGCAUCUACGGCACCUGCCUGUGGGACCAAAAGACGGAUGAGAUAUAUCACAAUGAACUGGCGGGGUAUCUGCUGCGCACCAAGGGCGACAAGAGCGAAGAGGGCGGCGUGGCGGCGGGUUUUGGCUGCAUGGACAGCUGUUGUCUUGUCUAA